AUGCUGACAGAACUAUUGGCUGGGCAAAAAACGAUCGCUCGAGACAUCGCUGACAUCAAGGUAUUUCAGCAAACUGUUAACAAGCGUUUUGACGCUCUGGAAUCCCGUGUGGCCGCUCUCGAAAAAACUAGCGCUGAUACUAAAGUCUCAUUUGACCAUUCUGGUUCGGACGUACGCUCUUUAUCUCAGGCUGUUUCGGAACUAAUUAAAAAAAAUGAUGACCUUGAAAAUCGCUCGAGACGCAACAAUAUAAUUUUGCAUGGACUUGGUGAACACAAUGCCGAAAACACAGAUACGCUUUUGUCUAAUGUACACCAACUUUUCAAAGAGAAACUUCAAAUUGAAUGCCCGCCCAUCGAACGUUGUCACAGAAUUGGCACCAAACGUGAAGGUAGAUCGCGCCCACUUAUAUUACGAGUACUAGACUUCCGGAACAAAGUACAAAUAAUGAAAAUUGUCUCAAAGCUGAAAGGAACAAAAUUUUACAUAACUGAAGAUUACUCGGCUAAUGUACGUGCCAUCCGCAAAAAGCUAUGGGCAGCAACCUCUUCUUUUCGUGACCAUGGCUCUGUGGUGAGGUUGCGUUAUGACCAUGUCUUUAUAAAUGGUGUCCGCUACAGGUGGAAUGAUGCAGCUAAUGCCCUAGUUGACGAUUCAGGUCUCGCUGUAAAUGCCGUAGUGAAUAAUUCGAGCCUUUCUGACAACACUCUCCCGGCCACGUCAUCUUCACCUUGA
Molecule: messenger RNA, 735 nt
Organism: Dermacentor albipictus
Lineage: Eukaryota; Metazoa; Arthropoda; Arachnida; Ixodida; Ixodidae
Source: RefSeq, a predicted model, not a curated record